UACUUUCUCCUAAACUCGGGUCAUCCUCCAAUACAUUAAAUGACGUUACAGUAGCUGCUGAUUUUAGGGGAAGCAAAACAACAACAACAUCAACAAUCACUCUCAUUUUUCAAAUUCGGAUUUUUUUUUUUCUUCUUCUCUGUUUCGAGUGAUCUCAGAAGAGUUUUCCGGCAGAUAAAACAUUUAGGGGGGCUUUUAAGUUUCUCUUCACUGCAAUGGCGAGAAGACAUGGCUGGCAACUCCCAGCCCACACAUUUCAGGUUGUCGCUAUAACUGUGUUCUUCUUGCUCACUAUCGCAUACUAUGCCUUCUUUGCUCCGUUUCUCGGGAAGAUACUCUAUCAGUACAUCGCCUUUGGUGUCUACUCAUUCUUGGCGUUUUCGGUUUUUGUGCUGUACAUCCGAUGCACUGGUAUAGACCCUGCGGAUCCUGGAAUCUUUGUAGACGCUGUUAACACUCCAGCUCAUAAGUCACAGACCAGUAACUACGCGCCUGAGAAUGGUGUGCCGUAUACUAGACACGGCUCAGGUUGCUGUAAUGCUGUGGGAAGAUUCAUCUGUGGUUGUUUAGUAUCACAAGAUUGCCGUAGAGACACCCAUCAGGAGGAACCAGGGGAGCAAGAAGAAGCUCUGUUCUGCUCUUUGUGCAAUGCUGAGGUGCGUAAGUUUAGCAAGCAUUGUCGAAGUUGUGGCAAGUGUGUUGAUGGUUUUGAUCAUCAUUGCCGGUGGUUGAAUAACUGUGUGGGGCAGAAGAACUACAUCAGCUUUGUGUGUCUUAUGGCAGCAAGCUUCUUCUGGCUUCUAGUUGAAUUUGGAGUUGGUGUUACUGUCUUUGUCCGAUGUUUUGUGGAGCAAAAGGCGAUGGAACAUCUCAUAACCGACAAGCUUGGACUUGGCUUCUCCCGUCCUCCAUUUGCUGCUAUUGUGAUUGUUUGUACAGCUCUCUCGUUUCUGGCUAUAGUACCACUUGGGGAGCUUUUCUUCUUCCACAUAAUUUUAAUCCGAAAGGGAAUCACAACAUAUGAAUAUGUUGUUGCUGUGAGAGCACAAAGCGAGCCGCCUGGACCGUCUAUAGAUGGGGGAGACGAGUAUAGCCAGCCACCUUCACCUGCAAGCUCAGCUGUGACAGCUGCUAGUGGAAGAAGCUCUCUCGGAUUGAGCAUUCAGUACCGUGGCGCCUCCUUGUGCACACCUCCAAACGUAUUCAUGGAUCAAAAUGAUGAUGUGAUCCAGCAUCUGGAGCAGCCUGGAACUGUACGUUCCACCAUAGAUCCAGACAAAAAGCCACCUCAGCGUCAACAAGUAAGGAUCAACCCGUGGAAGCUAGCGAAACUCGACUCAAACGAAGCGUCUAAAGCAGCUGCGAAAGCGCGUGCAUCCUCAUCAGUGCUUCUUCCAUUAGCUUCUCGACAACACCCUCACAAAACCAGCAGCAACGCAAGCGGGAGAAGCAGCCCCGCUCCAGCUUUGACGAGAGACCACUUCAACCCAAUGUACAUGUCAUCAUCAGCUAACGAGUCACCGUUAAACGAAGAAGAAAGAAGAAAUGUCAUUAUUGCUGCAGCAGCUAGGAGAAACAUGCCUACAAGCGAUGAGAGCUCAGUGGUUUGGGAUCCGGAAGCUGGCAGGUUUGUAUCUUCGUCUCUUCAGACUCCAGGAACAGAGCUGGCUACUUUUGGAGGAGGAGGCGGUAAUGAACGUCUCAACAGUGUAACUUCUUCUGGGAGUGAUGGUAGCAGAAGGGUCAGAGGAACUCCGUUAACUGGUUACUUCCAGCAAGUUAGAUCACAGAGAGGAGGGCAGCUUCCAGUGUUUAUGCCUAGUGAUUCUCAGCUGCAGAGACAUGUAUCUACUAGAUUCCAGUAG
Brassica oleracea var. oleracea is the source of this 1865-nucleotide messenger RNA. Its product is annotated as protein S-acyltransferase 21. Lineage: Eukaryota; Viridiplantae; Streptophyta; Magnoliopsida; Brassicales; Brassicaceae. Gene Ontology annotation, molecular function: protein-cysteine S-palmitoyltransferase activity. Gene Ontology annotation, biological process: protein targeting to membrane; peptidyl-L-cysteine S-palmitoylation. The transcript is spliced from 10 exons. Bases 216 to 1865 code for a protein of 549 amino acids. The record is from RefSeq and is a predicted model, not a curated record. Gene Ontology annotation, cellular component: Golgi apparatus; endoplasmic reticulum.